AUGAAACCUAUAACUAUUAGAUAACAUGAUCAACUUUUAGUCUAUGAUAAAUAAAAUUAAUUUGCUGAAAUCAAGAUAACAAGUUUUUGUUAAAUUAAACAAUAACUAUUUGAAUUUUAUCUUAAUUAAAUUUCUUCUGUAAAAACUCUCAAAAUUGAUAUAAAUGAAAUAUACUUAUCUUAAAAGGACCAAAGUUCAACAUUUUAUUAACUCCGUGAUUUAUUAAUGCUUAAAGUAACAGGUGAAAUGAAAAAUUUGGAAAAAAUUAGCAUCAAAUACUACAUUUAAGAUCUUUAUUCUUAAAAUAUCAAGAAAGUUGUACAGUUUAUUUAAAAUACUUAAAACUGCGCCAAAGUUAUUGAAGAUUGCUCAGUUUAAAUUGUGUAUAAAAAAUCUUUAAUGCAUUUAGACAAUAUUUUAGAAUCAAUAAAUAAAUAUUUUUCCUGCAUUGCUGGCAAUAUUACUUCCUUCACCCUUAGACUCUAAAGUGAUAUUGGAAAAGAAAGCUUGCUGAGCUUAUCUUAAUUGUUACUUCUACUUAAAAAUGUUAAAAAAUUCACUUUUUAAGCUUCUAGUUCUUUGAAUUUGAAAACUGAUGAAAACUUAGGUUAAUUUAUAUAAUCUAUGAACAACAUUAUAAAAUCUACACACUCAUUUAUAUUUGAUAUGAAGGAAGCUUCUUAUUAGCGUGGUGUUAUUUCAUCAAUUACUGAAUAUCUUAGUCUACUGAUUUCAUAGGGAAGUGAAGAAUUAAAAACUGUUAUUAUUGACUUAGAAAAAGUAGGAUGGACAUUUGAAAGAUAAAAGAUGAUUAAACCUAAUUUCGUAUUUGGUAUUGCUACUUAAAUGCAUAAGUGGCCAAAAAGCAUCCAACAUUUGACCAUUAAUUUAGACCGUGCCUUAAGCUUUAAUGAAAAUAUUGUUGGUGAUAAUGUUAAGCUUUUACUAGAAGGAAUUCAUCAAAUAAUUCCUUAAUUAUAAACAUUUUCUUUAAAUUUAGAUGGCAUAGGUUUUAGUAUGAAUGAAUUUCAAGUAAAUUUUGCAGAAAUCCUUUGCUCACUCUUCAACAACGCUAAAAAAUUAACUGACAUUCAAUUAAACUUACAAGGUCAUUUAGAUUUGACAUUAGACUAAUGGACUUAACUCUUUUAGAGUAUUACAAAUGUUCCCUGCCUUAAAAAAUUAAUUUUAGGUAUAGAAAGAUGGAAAAAUUAUACUAAUGAUUUUGAAGCUAGAGAUUAAAGAAUGCUAAUUAAUACUUUUCUUGAUAAUCUAUAUAAAAAUCACAAUAAAUCCUUAAAAUAAUUCCAUUUCAACAUUGAUGAUUGGUAAUAUUUAUAGAGUUUUAAAUCUGAGUAUGCCUAAAAGCUAAUGAAAUUUGAUUUUGUAGACGAUUUUUAGCUCUUAUAUUAUAAAUCCACAAAUGAUGACUCUUUAAAAAAUCUUUAAUUGAUAGAAGUCAUGGGUCUUAACAAAAAACAAGAAAUAUAUAAAUAAAUUUUGCUUAAAAAGCUUGGACUUUAGUUACCAAAAUAAUCUGCUAUUGAAUUUGAAUAUCUCUAAAGCGAAUAUCUUGAUAAGCAUGUUAAGUAUUUCUUAUAAUUACACAAUCAAAUAUCUCAAGAUUCUCCAACUUUUUCAUCUGUAAAAAUAGUUGAAGAAUGA
Messenger RNA from Tetrahymena thermophila SB210, 1665 nucleotides. RefSeq lists its product as hypothetical. The record is from RefSeq and is a predicted model, not a curated record. The transcript has a single exon. NCBI's taxonomy places the organism in Eukaryota, Ciliophora, Oligohymenophorea, Hymenostomatida, Tetrahymenidae.